AUGUGGCAAUCCUUGUGGAAGACAUCUACAAAUGCAGCCAGGAAAUCAUCAAUAGAUGCAUUACUCUCAAUAGAUGUAUUGCUCUCAAUAGAACUAGAGGAAUUUAACGCAUAUCUUUGGAAAAACAAAAACCAGAUAUCUCCGAUGAAUACCAGGCAGGCUCUUAGACUAUGGGUGGUGCGAGCAUAUCAGAUUCCUGAGAGAAGUGAUGCAUCGAAGUUUAGAUCAAAAGAGGUUGUUUUUCAUGAUGAAGAGGGAUCCUUCUUGCAUGCUCAUAUACCCAAAGAGUACGUGGAAAAGUACCUUAGCUCUUUUGCUGAAGGUUCAGUAUAUGCUAUAAAAAAAUUUUGUGUGAUCACCAAUUUUUACUCAUACAAAACCAGCCCCCAGAAGUACAUGAUAAAAUUUAACUAUCAGACUAUGGUUAAGGAUUUAAAGCAUGUGAAAUUUCCUAUGAAAAUGUAUCGGCUGAAGACCUUUAGAGAGAUCAAGUCUAAUGAAGGCCAUGAUGAGAAAAUCUUAUUUGAUGUUAUUGGUCGAGUGAUUGAGAUACACUGCCCACAGGAGAAACUAAUCAAUAGCAAGAACUCCAGGCUGAUUGACUUCACCAUUGAAGAUACUGAUGGAAUACAACUAAUGUGUACUUUGUGGGAUGAACACGUAAGCAAAAUUGAGGCAUUCUACAAUUCUACUUCACAAGAGCCUUUAUUGGUGUUGAUACAGUUUUGUAGGGCUAGGGUGUGUCUAAAAAGUGGUGAUGUCAAGAUUUGUAGCUCCUAUGAUGUAACACAGCUGCUUUUCAACCAAGAAUCUCAUCCAUUUGAGGAGUUCAGGAAAAGUAUUAGCCAUGAACAGACUCCAAUGCGCAGUAUAAUUUCUCAGUCAAGUUUUAAGGAAUGUAGCUCCUAUUCAGUUUCCCUAUCUGCUGAUAUGGAAGUUCGUACUAUCAAUGACAUCCACAGAGACAAGCAGUUUGGCGAUUUUUGGGUGGCAGCAAGGAUUGUAUUCAUUGAUGAUCCAGAGUGGUACUAUGCUUCGUGUAGAACAAAGGGUUGCAACAAAAAACUGAAGCUCAAAGGAAAGUGGUUAUGGUGUAGUACAUGUGACAGAAAUUUGGGUGACGGGACACUCAGGGAGUGCCUCGAUCUACUUGGAAUUAGCGCGGAUGAUCUGAAGGAUACCCAUACUAAGGGUAGGAAGGGGCUACCUAAGGAGCUCGAGACUCUAAUUGGACUGAAUCUCCUAUUUCGAAUUACCGUUCGCAAAGAACAGUUCCAGAAUUAUCUCAAUGCUUUCCCUGUUAUGAGGAUCAUCACUAAUGAAAAGAUUGUAGCAAAGCAUGCACCAGAACUAAUAGGAGUAAGGGACAGGGAUCUCAGUUCAAAGUUGGAGUUGGAGCUUACAAAUGAGGACCUAUGGGAUCUAGAGGAAGCAAACCAAGCAAAUGAAGCUGAAAGUCCACUCCAAGUUGUUGCACAGAGACUCAACGCAGAGAAUAGUAUUGAGAAUGGAACAAAUAUUUUUUUCAGGCAGUGGUGCCACAAUGAUGUCAAAAGAAUGCAGAUGUAUGAUAAAAUAUGUCAAGAGAUGGCUGACAUGACAGAACAAAAUGAAGAAGAUGGCAGAGAUAUCACUAAAAAUGGAAAGUGA
Ipomoea nil (Japanese morning glory) is the source of this 1650-nucleotide messenger RNA. RefSeq lists its product as uncharacterized. NCBI's taxonomy places the organism in Eukaryota, Viridiplantae, Streptophyta, Magnoliopsida, Solanales, Convolvulaceae. The coding region runs from base 1 to 1650 and encodes 549 amino acids. The transcript is spliced from 12 exons. The record is from RefSeq and is a predicted model, not a curated record.